This is a messenger RNA of Lycium ferocissimum, 492 nucleotides long. RefSeq lists its product as uncharacterized. The transcript has a single exon. Bases 1 to 492 code for a protein of 163 amino acids. NCBI's taxonomy places the organism in Eukaryota, Viridiplantae, Streptophyta, Magnoliopsida, Solanales, Solanaceae. The record is from RefSeq and is a predicted model, not a curated record.
AUGUGGUGUGACUUCCAUAGAACUCACGGUCAUAAGACGGCGGGUUGUAGAUAUCUCCGAAAGGAUGUAGCUGGUAUGCUUAACAGGGGGCAUCUGCGAGAGUUCAUGAGUGAAAGAGCUAGGAACAAUUAUGGAAGAGUUGGACCGACAGAUGGAAAAGUUGCACCAGAUGCCCCUUCGCACAUCAUAAAUGUGAUUUUUGGGGGACCCCUGAUUCCAGGUACAACCUUCACGGCGGCCAAAAAAGCCAAUAUCUCUAUAACACGGGAGAAAAAGUUUCGAGAGUUACCGGAUGAAGACACCAUCACUUUCACCGAUAAAGAUGCAAUUGGCAUCAUCUUGUCACAUAACGACGCCCUGGUUAUCAUUGUAUCCAUUGGUUGUUUCCAAGUAAAAUGCGUGCUGGCUGAUCCGGGGAGCUCAGUUAUAUCAUCUAUUGGAAAGUGGUGGAGGAAAUGGGAAUGCUGGAAAAAAUCGUACCGGUUGCAAUGA